This is a messenger RNA of Eucalyptus grandis, 621 nucleotides long. RefSeq lists its product as uncharacterized. The transcript is spliced from 2 exons. Lineage: Eukaryota; Viridiplantae; Streptophyta; Magnoliopsida; Myrtales; Myrtaceae. The record is from RefSeq and is a predicted model, not a curated record. The coding region runs from base 1 to 621 and encodes 206 amino acids. Gene Ontology annotation, molecular function: nucleic acid binding; RNA-DNA hybrid ribonuclease activity.
AUGUGUAAUCUUUGUCAAUCCAAGGUAGAAACGGCCGAGCACACCCUCCUCCUCUAUCCCUGGGUUGCUGAAGUGUGGAGGGAUCCAGCCGAAACAGAAGCGAAACAAACAACUCCACCUACCUGGCGUGCACCGAGAACCGGCUGCCUUAAGCUGAACAUUGAUGGGUCGCUGGGGCCGGAGGGAGCAGUGGCCUGCGUCGUCCGAGACUCCUCCGGCACCCUCUUAGACGGAUUUACCAAGACGGUCUGGGCAGAAUCAAUUCUUCAGGUUGAAACCCUAGGCGUCCUUGAAGCCCUAAAAUUUCUACAGGGAAAAGAAAGCGUAGAAGCUGUGGUGGAAACAGACGCUAAGCUCGUGGUCGAAAACUUAAACUCUGAACUACAAGCGGAGUCAACAGCACGUGGGGCGUUGAAGGAAAGUAAACUGCUGCUUCAGAAGAUGUCGCACGUGGAACUGGCCCACUGUCCACGAUCUGCAAAUGCGGUGGCCGACUGGGCCGCCUCCCAUCACCGAAAGAAGUCCCUCCCUUUGAACUGGCGGGCCUCGCCUCCCUCUGCCCUUUGGGCUUUAUUAUGUAUAGAUGCCCCGGAAGCGGACCUCCGCGGUUUCCGCCUAUGA